CGGCGUUGGGUUCAACGAUGCUGGAGAACUGGGAUUCUCUAGCACUGCGACCCUAUAUCAGUCAUUCCCAUAUUGACCCAACGACAUGGCACCAGAACUUGGUUCGUACCAGUACGUCCCGGAGACGAAGGAAAUCCUUGACUGGGCCGACCUCGUAACGUUGGACCUCAGCAAAUACGGAACGCCGGAGGGUAACAAAGAGUUGGCCAAGUUCCUCAUUGAUGCUAUACGCGAGAAGGGUUUCUUCUACGUCAAGAACUUCAAUAUCUCGCAGGAACGGGUCAAUAGGCAGUUUGCUCUAGGAAAGGAAUUCUAUGAGCUGCCGCUGGAGGAGAAGCUAAAGUAUGUCCCUGACCUUGAUAACGGGAAGUUCAACGGUUAUACGCCUGCUGGACGUCGAAUAAUCGACGAAGCCACGGGUCUGAGGGACCGCAUAGAAAUAUACAAUAUUCCGAAAUUUAAUGGCCACUUUCCUCAGAAGCACCCGGCAGUAGUGCAAGAACGUAUAACUGAAAUUGAAGAGUUUGCUCGCGCUUUACAUACCGAGGUCCUGGAUCCCCUUUUCGUGUUGUUGGCGAUCGCUCUGGAACUGCCCGAGGAUUACUUUACCAACAUCCACAGGUAUGAAGACAAGAGCGAGGAUCACUUGCGGUACAUGAAGUACUCCAAGUACUCACCGGAGGAGACUGCUAGGUUGACGAGCUGGGUACAGGGACAUACCGACCUGGGAAGUUUCACCCUUCUAUUCCGUCAACCCGUCGCUGCUCUGCAGAUCAAAGACCAUAGCACCGGCGAAUGGAAAUGGGUAAAGCCCCAGGACAGGACACUCACCGUCAAUGCCUGCGAUGCACUGUCCUUCUUGACCGGGGGAUACGUAAAGAGCACUAUCCACCGCGUGACAAUUCCGCCGAAAGAUCAGCAGCAUGUAGAUCGUCUGGGCCUGCUGUAUUUCUCAAGACCUCGCAACGACCUCAAGCUGUAUACUGUUAAGUCUCCAUUGUUGGAGCGCGAGGGUUACACGCAGAACGAGUUCGAAGCAAGCGGCAACCCCGUGCCUACAAUGGAAGAAUGGACCUUCGCCAAGCAAAAGUGGCAACGCACGCCCAACAGAAGUUAUGCGGACAAUGCGUACCGAACUGCUACUAUUCUUCCUGGCUUUAAGGAGAAGAUCUAUGACGAGGUACCAGGAAGCUCGCCGGCUGUCCCGGUAUCCGCUUGACGGGCCUUAUUUCAUUAUGAGACAGCGGUGAAGCUCGCAGUAUCUACUAGCUUGCAUCGGUAUCUGUACGAAAUCAAGCUGAGGUAGUGAUACACACAAUCAACUGUUCAAAUUCUCGCGUGCCUUUGCGAGACAUCGGGGUCAACAAUUGUUCUAUAGUAACGGCUCGUACAUACUGUCAGUUAGCACGCAGUAUGACAUUGAGGGUUAGGC
Gloeophyllum trabeum ATCC 11539 is the source of this 1432-nucleotide messenger RNA. RefSeq names its product Clavaminate synthase-like protein. Gene Ontology annotation, molecular function: dioxygenase activity. The record is from RefSeq and is a predicted model, not a curated record. The transcript is spliced from 11 exons. Bases 86 to 1219 code for a protein of 377 amino acids. Lineage: Eukaryota; Fungi; Basidiomycota; Agaricomycetes; Gloeophyllales; Gloeophyllaceae.